AUGCAGGAUCUCGAUACCAAGGAACUCAUUCUUGUCGCCGAAUGUUUCGACGACCUUGUCCAGGCGAAGAUAGGUCCAACCCAAGCCCACCUUGACACCAGGUGGGAGAAGGCGGCAAACGACAAGGAGAAGCUUCUGCAAUUAUGCAUUGCUUUCUACAAGAAAACGAUCUCUCGCAACAAACGUCACCUGCUCAAGAGUAUAGAUGGUUUCAUCGAGAUCACGAAAGAUCACGAGAAACCUGGAGAAGUCAAGAAGAAGAAGAUCGUUCAACUUUUCAGAGAUAUCGAAAAAGAAAGGGGACAAGGUGGUGUGUUCUGGAAGAACUACCAGGACGAUCGAGAAGCGGAGCAGGAUGAGGAGAGUUCUAUUCCGCCAUCUGAUAUCUCCCUCCUAGCCAAGAGCGUAUAUACAGGCAGGGAAGAUGGCCACAGCUGGGGAGAAAAGGCGAGGAAAUUGGAGUCUUCAAUGAUACUACAGACUACCUAUCUGCUUAUCACGAUGUCGGGUUCGAUCGAUACCAUUCAAACCUACGAGCCCAGCAUUCUGAAAGCCUUUUCGAUCAUCGUGACCCAUGAACCGGAUGAUGCUGAGCGAACGGGAUGGUACAGCAUCGUGGACAGUUAUGAGGCUCGUUGCGAGAGAUCCUCAGAGGAAGAUCAGCAAAUCCUAAUGAAAAGUUUACACGAGGCCCUGCAAAGCACUUAUGCGGGUACUUGUAAUACGAGGCAGUCACGUCACCCCAUAGAAGAAUACACUCUCGCUCGAUUCGACGGGAACAUGACCGAUGCGGACAUCAGGCGCAAGAUUCACGAAAUCCAACAUUGGUACUCCUUCACGAUUGGCGACGAUUGGGAAGAAUGCAAGGCCGGAUCUGAAAAUUGCCUGUUCCGAGUGAACCCUGAUUACAACUUUAGACAAGUCUUGAGCCACAUGGCCAGCCUACAUCGAGACAAAGGUCGGAAUGAGCAAGGCAAAUUCUGGCAGGGCUGGGAAGAGUACCUCCGUGACAAAGAGGCGAAGCGGGCGUCGUCGUGGGAGAACUGGAAACAGAUCAACGAACACCAGUCAUACGCAGGGCGCGAAGACCGUUCUUUCAAAGCUUUCGAGCGCGAGAUGCUGCGGGCGCUUGACGAAGACAAGAUUCAUGUGGUCCACCUAUGGUACGAGAAGACAAUCGGGUAUGAAUGGGAUGAUAGCAGGGCCGGGUUCAUGAAUAUGCUCGCCGGUGUUUUCAGUUCGGACGAGCGAGGCAGACUGUCAGAUGUGGCCCACCUCUUUUACGGACUGCACCUGUUGAACCCUAAUCAGAAGGAUGAAGGCAGCUUCUGGGAGAGCUGUACCCGCCGGGAGCAGGUCCCCGAUCCUGCAAACACCGAAGAGUCGAACCGGGAGUCCGAAGAUCGUCAAGCCGACUAA
Molecule: messenger RNA, 1419 nt
Organism: Filobasidium floriforme
Lineage: Eukaryota; Fungi; Basidiomycota; Tremellomycetes; Filobasidiales; Filobasidiaceae
Exons: 2
Coding region: 1-1419 (472 amino acids)
Source: RefSeq, a predicted model, not a curated record